CAAAACAAUGCCCUUCUUCACUCACCGUUCACUGAUCUUUUUUCUCCCAAAUGAGCCCUCAUUUCUUUAAUCCCUCCCUUUUAUGGCUCAUUUGCUAGCUACCACUAACCCUCCCACUACCUCGCUGAAACUAUUCUUCUUCUGCUCGUCGGAAUCCGCCAUUGUUAACGGUGUUAGAAACGCAGGGUAUUACAAUGCGAGAACGAAGCGACAUCGUUUUAGCGGAAGGUGUUCGAAUUCGAGCGUAGUUUCUGCGGAAUUGCAGAUCGAGAAGCAGAAUGAAGAAGAAGAGAAAGAAGAAGGAAGAAGGACAAGGAGAAUGAUGAGUGUGACUGAUGAUGAGAGAGAGUGUUUGGUGUGUGAGAAUGGAUGGAGAGUGAGGAGGCUUGUGGAGAAAGAUGAGGAAAUCAGAAAUGCUGCGAAUGUUCAGGCGGAAGCUUUCCAUGUUCCUGUCUCGCUCUUCAAUCCCGUGUUCUUCCAGUUCUUUCAGGCAGAAGUGCUCUCCGGCCUCCUUUACAAGUUAAAGAGCUCUCCUCGUGACAGGUAUGCUUGUUUGGUUGCUGAGGAGGCAGCAGCCACAAAGAGUUCAUCAGAUUCAUCAAAACAGAUAGUGGGAGUUGUAGACGUGACUGCCCUGAGGGAUGAGAAUGUGCUUCAACAUCUCCCUCCUCAUGCAACAGAAUAUCUUUACAUCUCUGGAAUUGCGGUCUCCUCCAAUUUCAGGAGGAGGAAGGUGGGAACUGCAUUGUUAAGAGCCUGCGAUGUGCUAUCAGAUGUGUGGGGAUGUGAGUUUUUGGCACUGAGAGCAUAUGAGGAAGAUUGGGGUGCUCGCAGAUUAUAUUCAAAAGCUGGUUACAAAGUUGUGUCCAGAGAUCCGCCAUGGUUGUCCACUUGGAUUGGAAGGAAAUGUCGUGUUCUUAUGAUUAAACGAACAACUUAGUCAA
Neltuma alba is the source of this 944-nucleotide messenger RNA. RefSeq lists its product as uncharacterized. The record is from RefSeq and is a predicted model, not a curated record. Bases 83 to 940 code for a protein of 285 amino acids. Gene Ontology annotation, cellular component: NatA complex. Gene Ontology annotation, molecular function: N-acetyltransferase activity. The transcript is spliced from 4 exons. Gene Ontology annotation, biological process: mitotic sister chromatid cohesion. Lineage: Eukaryota; Viridiplantae; Streptophyta; Magnoliopsida; Fabales; Fabaceae.